AUGAGUGUGGACCCAGCUUGUCCCCAAAGCCUGCUUGGCCCCGAAGCAUCCAACUCUGGGGAAUCUUCACCCAUGCCUGAAGAAAGUUACGCGUCCUUGCAAAUGUCAUCUGCUGACACCCUCGACACGGACACUGUCUCUCCUCUUCCUUCCUCCAUGGAUCUGCUUAUUCAGGACAGUCCUGAUUCUUCCACAAGCCCCAGAGUGAAACCACUGUCCCCAUCUGCGGAGGAGAGCACAGAGAAGGAAGAGAAGGUCCCCGUCAAGAAACAAAAGAUCAGAACUGUGUUCUCACAGACCCAGCUGUGUGUGCUCAAUGACAGAUUUCAGAGGCAGAAAUACCUCAGUCUCCAGCAAAUGCAAGAACUUUCCACCAUCUUGAACCUCAGCUACAAGCAGGUGAAGACCUGGUUCCAGAACCAGAGAAUGAAAUGUAAGAAAUGGCAGAAAAACAACUGGCCGAGGAAUAGCAAUGGUGUGCCUCAGGGCCCAGCAACGGCAGAAUACCCCGGCUUCUAUUCCUACCAUCAGGGGUGUUUGGUGAACCCUCCUGGAAACCUGCCCAUGUGGGGUAACCAGACCUGGAAUAACCCCACGUGGAGCAAUCAGAGCUGGAACAGUCAGUCUUGGAGUAACCACUCCUGGAAUAGUCAGGCCUGGUGCCCCCAAGCCUGGAAUAACCAGCCUUGGAACAAUCAGUUCAACAACUACAUGGAGGAAUUCCUGCAGCCCGGGAUCCAGCUACAGCAGAAUUCUCCCGUCUGUGAUCUGGAGGCAACACUGGGAACUGCUGGGGAAAAUUAUAACGUAAUACAGCAAACUGUCAAGUAUUUCAGUUCCCAGCAGCAAAUCACUGAUUUAUUCCCAAACUACCCUCUCAACAUACAGCCUGAAGAUUUAUAA
Molecule: messenger RNA, 903 nt
Organism: Budorcas taxicolor (takin)
Lineage: Eukaryota; Metazoa; Chordata; Mammalia; Artiodactyla; Bovidae
Gene: NANOG
Product: Nanog homeobox
Exons: 4
Coding region: 1-903 (300 amino acids)
Biological process (GO): regulation of transcription by RNA polymerase II
Molecular function (GO): RNA polymerase II cis-regulatory region sequence-specific DNA binding; DNA-binding transcription factor activity, RNA polymerase II-specific
Source: RefSeq, a predicted model, not a curated record